GGAGACUGUGGAACCCAAUAAUUCACGGCUCACUUUUCCCUGAUUCAUGUCACGAUCGUGAUCGUAGUUAUAACGUCUCUAUCCAGCAGAUGCAUCCGACGGCCAUAACUUUGUUUUCAGAUGUAUAUAUUUUCAGAGUGGUAUUUUGCAGGGAUUGAGAUUAUUAGAGAGAGAGGGAGAGAGAGUGUGUGUGUGAGAGAGAGAGAGAGAGGCUGAUUUGGAGAAAAUGUACGGAUCGUUGGGUCUUCUUUGGACACCUGUUAUUGGGUGUUUAACACCCUUCACCAGCAAAGAUUCUGCGACGGCCUCAAACCAUAAACAGUACCUUUCCACGCAGAAGACAAUUGGAGCUUUCAGUGGGUCUCGAAUUUUGCUUGGGCAUCGCAAAUUACUUUCUUCCUCAAAAAUCUCAACAUAUUGGAGGGCGGGCCUCAGUUCCACAACCUCGGCUAUCUUGACUGAUGACAACUCAACAAUGACAACCUCUGAAGAUGAUACUGAAAAUAUUGGUCUCCUGGGCACAGAUCCUGGUUUGGAACCAUUUAUAGAUCACUUCAGAUACAGAGUGAAAAGAUAUGUGGAUCAGAAAAAGUUCAUCGAGAAAUAUGAAGGAAGCCUUGAGGAAUUUGCACUAGGUUAUUUGAAAUUUGGUUUUAAUAGAGAAGAAGGUGGCAUAGUGUAUCGUGAGUGGGCCCCUGCUGCUCAGGAAGCACAAGUUAUUGGGGAUUUCAAUGAAUGGAAUGGUUCGAACCACGUGAUGGAAAAGAAUGAAUUUGGAGUUUGGAGUAUCAAGAUUCCUGAUUCUGGUGGGAAUCCAGCUAUUCCUCACAAUUCUAGAGUCAAGUUUCGAUUCAAGCACGGUGAUGGAGUUUGGGUUGAUCGAAUCCCAGCGUGGAUAAAGUAUGCUACUGUGGACCCUGCAAAAUUUGCUGCACCAUAUGAUGGUGUUUACUGGGAUCCACCGUCCUCAGAAAGGUACCAAUUUAAAUUUCCUCGUCCUCCAAAGCCCGAGGCCCCACGGAUAUAUGAAGCUCAUGUUGGGAUGAGCAGCUCAGAACCCCGUAUUAAUUCAUACAGAGAGUUUGCCGAUGAUGUCUUGCCUCGUAUUCGAGCAAAUAACUAUAACACAGUCCAGUUGAUGGCCAUAAUGGAGCAUUCCUACUAUGGGUCAUUUGGGUAUCAUGUUACAAACUUCUUUGCUGUCAGCAAUAGAUCUGGAACCCCUGAGGACCUCAAGUAUUUGAUUGAUAAAGCCCAUAGCUUAGGUUUACAGGUUUUGAUGGAUGCUGUUCACAGCCAUGCAGGUAAUAAUAGUAUGGAUGGCCUUAAUGGCUUUGAUGUUGGCCAGAGCUCACAAGAUUCUUACUUCCACACUGGAGAACGGGGCUACCAUAACUUAUGGGAUAGCAGACUGUUUAACUAUGCUAAUUGGGAAGUUCUCCGUUUUCUUCUAUCUAACCUGAGGUGGUGGCUAGAGGAGUACAAGUUUGAUGGCUUUCGAUUUGAUGGAGUAACAUCCAUGUUGUAUCAUCACCAUGGAAUCGACAUGGCAUUCACGGGCAAUUAUAAUGAGUAUUUUAGUGAGGAAACAGAUGUUGAUGCCGUUGUUUAUUUGAUGAUGGCCAAUUGCUUGAUUCGUAAUAUCUUGCCAGAUGCAACUGUAAUAGCAGAAGAUGUUUCUGGUAUGCCUGGACUUGGUCGGCCAGUCUCUGAGGGGGGAAUUGGCUUUGAUUACCGCCUGGCAAUGGCUAUUCCUGACAAGUGGAUUGAUUACGUAAAGAACAAGACAGAUGAUGAGUGGUCAAUGCAGGAAAUAUCAUGGAGUUUAACGAAUAGGAGAUACAGCGAGAAGUGUAUAGCUUAUGCUGAGAGUCAUGACCAGGCCAUUGUGGGUGACAAAACUAUUGCAUUUCUUCUGAUGGAUGUAGAAAUGUAUUCUGGCAUGUCUUGUUUGGUGGAUGCCUCUCCCACUAUUGAACGAGGGAUUGCACUUCAUAAGAUGAUUCAUUUUAUAACAAUGGCAUUAGGAGGAGAGGGCUACCUUAACUUCAUGGGAAAUGAGUUUGGCCAUCCUGAUUGGAUUGACUUCCCAAGAGAAGGCAAUGAUUGGAGUUAUGGCAAAUGCAGGCGUCAAUGGGACCUGGUGGAUACAGAUCAUUUGAGAUUCAAGUUUAUGAAUGCUUUUGACAGAGCUAUGAAUUCUCUUGAUGAUAAAUAUUCGUUCCUCGCAUCUACAAAACUGAUUGUGAGCAGCUCAAAUGAAGAUGACAAGGUUAUUGUUUUUGAACGAGGUGAUCUAGUUUUUGUGUUCAACUUUCAUCCAGAGAAUACAUACGAUGGGUACAAAGUUGGGUGUGACCUGCCUGGAAAGUAUAGGGUUGCACUGGAUAGUGAUGCUUGGGAGUUUGGUGGACAUGGAAGAGUGGGCCAUGAUGCAGAUCAUUUCACAUCCCCUGAAGGAAUACCUGGAGUUCCUGAAACAAAUUUUAACAACCGUCCCAAUUCCUUAAAAGUACUCUCACCGCCGCGCACUUGUGUGGUUUAUUAUAGAGUUGAAGAAAUGGUGGAAGAAAGCAAUGAUAGUGAAACAUUGAGUGUAAAUGAGACAGUUGAGGCAAAAAAUGUUGUAGAUAGCGACAAGAGACUCAGUGAAGAAUCAGCUCCUGAUGAAGAUGUUGAUGCCAAUCCAAGUGAGGUAGGAGAUUUAGAAAUGGAAAAGAUUGGAGAAGGCACAUCAGAUGAUUGAUAAUGAUCUUUCGCUUCAUGAAUUCAAUAAAAUAUUUAGUCCACAUGUAUGUACAUGUAUCGGUGUGAGUUACUAAAGUUAAAAAGACCUAUCACAGGAUCUUUUGUUUGUAAAAUUUCCCUGAUGACAAAUACUGGGCCUUUGUAAUAAUUUGUACAUAAUAAUAAAAAUAUGUCCCACUGUCAGAUAAUUGUUGCAGAUGGAUUCAA
Molecule: messenger RNA, 2955 nt
Organism: Camellia sinensis
Lineage: Eukaryota; Viridiplantae; Streptophyta; Magnoliopsida; Ericales; Theaceae
Source: RefSeq, a predicted model, not a curated record